This is a messenger RNA of Penicillium soppii, 1557 nucleotides long. RefSeq lists its product as uncharacterized. NCBI's taxonomy places the organism in Eukaryota, Fungi, Ascomycota, Eurotiomycetes, Eurotiales, Aspergillaceae. The coding region runs from base 1 to 1557 and encodes 518 amino acids. The transcript has 2 exons. The record is from RefSeq and is a predicted model, not a curated record.
AUGGAUUCAUCUCAGCGAAAUGGCCCGCAACAUAGCUCGCCAUCAGAAAAGCUGUCGUCCAUGAACUUGAACAGUACACCCACCAAGCGCACUCUAAGUGACCAUUUCUUAGACACUUCCUCGCCGGGCUCUGUGUUCGAUGCCACUCCCUCACUUCGAAGCCGUUCGAUGACUGGUAGUCCUUCUUUGAUUGGCAGUCCAUCUCCUCGCACAAGUCCUUCGCCCCUACCACAAGCUCUGAACAGACCUAAGAGGCAUGUUUUUGCUAAAAAGUCUUCACGUGCAACUCAUGCAGGAAGUUUGGGCAAGGCUUCUGUUGACAAAUUGUCUCCAAAACUUCCAUAUGAACUGUGGGACAUGAUAUUCCGUGCUGUUCUGGCCACUGAUAUGGGAGAGGAAUGGAACGUUCCUUCUGGAGCUAUCUAUCAAGGUCCUAGGGCGAAGGAAGUAAUGUCAACCCUCAGACUUGUGAACCGAGAAUGGAGCCAUAUUCUAUCUCGACGCCUAUUUUCGCACGUCUCUGCGAUGGUUGGCCUAGUUGCCGGUCGACCUCUAGAAGCUGUUUUCAAGAUUUCCGAAAGCCGAUUCGCCUCCUGCGUACAUGACCUGCACGUUGGCAUAAUAGGACCUUGGCAAAAUGGAUUGGAUUAUGAGCAAUACAUCACAGAUCUGUCAACAGGAGCUCUCUCAGUGCUUAUUAGUCGUUUCUCGAACCUCCGAACCUUGCGGCUACAAUCGCCUACCCUGAUCGCUCCAUUUUCUCCCGAGGAUCAAAUAACGGUGACACUUCUCUCCAAUCUAACAAACUCUCUCGUGCAUGCCUUGCGCUAUGUUUCUCUACCGAGGCUGAGAUCUCUCUAUUUGACCUUGCCUGUCACAGCAGAAUUUGGGCGCUUCUUUGUGUCCGAGAGCUAUGCCAUGGACUUUCGAAGCAUUCUCGCGCAACUCCAAGAACUGCAUCUUGUCGUCAACGAUGACUCUGGGCGUGACGGCCACCGGGACAUGAAACGACCUCGCUCGCUGGUCAAAACUAAAUUCCCAUUACAAGCAUUCUGUGGAUAUCUCAUCACUGUCAUCAGUUCCACUAGGCAGCUUAAGAUUCUCAGCGUGGAGACCCGCGCUCCUUUGGAGUUAAGCAGCUUGGAGUCCCACAACUUGAACCAAAUGACGUGUUUCAGACUCGUGGGUGUGAGUAUCACCUUUGAGUCCCUCCGGGACGUUCUUAUGUGUGCUUGUGCCACACUGCGUCGCAUCGAGCUGGAACAUGUUCUACUGAUGACUGGCACCUGGGCAGACCUUUUUGACCUGUGUCUCAAUUAUUUUCCCAAGAUCGAGUUCUUUGCGACUACGCAAUGUGGCUAUGCGAGGUCGGGUGUCAGUUCUCAUCUCAGUGGCCACGCAUAUGCCUUCUUGCCAGCUCCUCUUUUGACUCGCAAUGACCCUGACUGGACUGCUCUCGGGAAGGUGAGGAGAAUGGUGAAUGAUACCCGUAAGACGCUAGGACUAUGCCCCUUUUCACAGUCUACCUGGGUACAGCGGCAUUUGACGUUCAUGUAG